Molecule: messenger RNA, 4812 nt
Organism: Parnassius mnemosyne (clouded apollo)
Lineage: Eukaryota; Metazoa; Arthropoda; Insecta; Lepidoptera; Papilionidae
Source: the annotation of a GenBank genome assembly
AUGGUCUUUUAUUUGUUAUUAUGUCAAUAUAUGUAGUAGUACUUUUUUACCAUAUUAAUUUACCCUUUUAUCAUUCUAGAUCCUGCAACAUUGUUUUGAUGCUGGAAUUAAUAUUUCAGCUACAGUGUGUGAUAUGGAUGGUGUGAAUAAGAGAGCUUUAAGUAUCUUGGGAGCAUCUGUAGAACAGCCAUAUAUUCUGCUAAGUAAUCGAGAAGUGGUUACCAUUUUUGAUACACCGCAUUUGCUCAAAUGGUUUAGAAAUAUGUUUUUAAAAUAUGACAUUAAAUGUCCAACAAAUAUAACAUCAAACGAUCAAAUUGGAUUUGGUGUUGCUAAAUGGAGCCAUAUAAAGGAGUUUUAUGAAACAGAUAACACCAAUCCCAAUUUUGUGUUUGCACCUUGCUUAAAACAAGAGCAUUUAAAUCCAAAUACGAAGCAGAAGAUGAAGGUGAAGCAAGUGUUAAGCCACUCAGUUGCUGCAGGAAUGUAUGCUAAAAUUUCACAAGGUAAAUUAAAUUUAUAAUUUAAAGUAUAAUAUUUAAACAUAUGUCCAUAUGUUAAAAUGUUCUGGAAACUCGUAAGAACUACCAGGGGACAUUCACAACAGCCUAGAAUGAAUGCUAUACGAGACCAGAAUGGCUGUAUUCUGAAUGACGAAGUUUUGAGUUUAAGGAGAUGGAAGGAAUACUUUGAAAGCGUGUUUAUGAGUGAUGAGACGAUUGAAUUAAAUGAAAUAGAAAUUCCGAAAGAAGAGGAAAUAGAUAGAGAUAUAAGUAUAGAUGAAAUAAUGAAAGCAAUGAAAAGUAUGAAAGCAGGUAAGGCAGCCGGUUAUGAUAGAGUAUCUCUCGAAAUGCUAAGGGCUGGAGAAGGAGUGGUGGCAGACCUGCUGUACACCUUGUUUAAUUUAUGUUGGGAACUUAAGCGGGUACCGGGAGACUGGUGCAAAGCCGUGAUAGUCCCAAUAUAUAAGGGAAAAGGAUCACAGCAGGACUGUAGAAACUACCGUGGUAUCAGCCUUCUUAGCAUUGUGGGGAAACUGUAUGCUAAGGUACUAAUUGAAAGAGUUAUGAAAGAAACUGAUGGAAAAAUUUGGGAUGUGCAAGCGGGAUUUAGAAAGGGAAUGGGAUGUACGGAUCAGGUCUUUUCCACGCGCAUGAUCGCGGAAAAGUUUUUGGCCAAAAACCAAAAAGUUUUUUGUGCGUUCAUGGACUUGGAGAAGGCUUAUGACAGAGUGGACAGGGAUGUGUUAUGGCAAACACUGAACUCAUUUGGGUUGACCGCUGGUCUGAUACAGGCAUUGAAGUCUCUAUAUAGGGACUCUAGUGCUUGUGUCAGGAUCAACGGGGCCUACUCGGACUGGUUUGACAUCCAUAAAGGUGUCAGACAGGGCUGUGUGGCUUCCCCGUGGUUGUUCAACCUAUUUAUGGACAGUUGUUUGGAAAAUUUUAAAGUAGAAGAAUGCGGGUUAAGAAUGGGUGAGUUAACCGUCAAAUGCCUUUUGUACGCCGAUGAUCAAGUCAUACUUGCGUCGUCGGCAGCCGAGUUGCAAAUAAUGGUUACAUUAAUGAACAGGACAUUAAAAGAAAAGGGAAUGAAAGUGAACCGAAGUAAGACGAAAGUUAUGGUUUUUGAAAGAGAAGAAAGUAAAACGAUAUGUGAAAUAAGAAUAGAAGGGGAGUUGGUAGAGCAAGUAGAUGAGUUUGUAUAUUUGGGAUGUGUGUUUAGCAGGGAUGGUAGAUAUGAUAAGGACAUAGAACGACGAGUGAACGCAGGAAAUAGAGUGAAUGGGGCUCUACACUCUAUUGUGAAAAGUCAGAAUGUGUCCAAAAAGGCACGUAUGGCAAUUCACAAUGCUGUGUUAGUACCUACUUUAAUGUAUGGUAGUGAAAGUUGGGUGUGGCAGAAGAAGCAUGAGAGUAGAAUAAAUGCUGUAGAAAUGCGGUCAUUAAGGAGUAUGUUAGGGAUGAAGCUGAACAGGGGCGUAGCUACCGCCGUAUCAGCCGUAUCAAUGAUACGGGGCCCCCGGGUUACAGGGGCCCCGAGCGCGUGUAAGCAAACAUUCCAAGGACUUGUCGCUCCAUCGCUGCAUGACGUCCGAUUUUUCUGAGAGGACGUCAUUAGUUCUCGAAAGCACUUUGUUCAUUCUUAAGGCCGUCGCACCACUUCGGGCCCUUCCAACCUCUUUCCAGAAGAGUUUGGAGUUCUCCUUAAAGUUGUGCAACAACCUUUCGUCCGCUUCCAUUCUACACCUUUCACGCACUUCCUCAAUCAGUGCUUUCGUGUGAACUUUCUGCAGCCUAUAUCUUUCUUUCAUCUUCUCUCUCAUAUCCUUAUCAUUACUAGAGGCCAAGUAGUCUAACCAUGCUUUCUUCUUCUUCUUUACAGCUUCUUUCACUUCAUCAUUCCACCAUGCAUCUCUUCUUUUACUACUGCCUCUUUUUAUUGUUCCACACACUUCUUCCGCUGCACUUACCAUUCCAUCCCUAAGGUUCUGCCAUGUUCUUUCUACCCAUUAUUUUCUGCCAUCGAUGGUGUCAAGCUUUUCGGCUACCCUCGCAUGAUAUUUGUCCCUAGUAUCCGUUUCCUGAAGCUUCCAGCUUCGGAUGCGACAGACCGACUGUGGUUCUGUUACUGCCGUCCGGUAGCGCCAACCCGCGAACAGACCCCUAAAUCUAGUAAUCACUAGAUAGUGAUCCGUUCCCAGGUCAGCACCCCUGAACACUCGCGUAUCCAUCACCUGUUUUCGCAGUCGGUCAUCCACCAGGAACAAAUCGAUCAUACUUCUCUCAUUCUUUCGUUCUCUAGUAUACAUAUGGAUUUUCUUGUGAUUAAACAUAGUGUUUGUCACAAGAAGACCCUUUUCCUUGCACACCGCCAGUAUAAGCUUGCCAGCAUCAUUAACCCUUUUAUCGCCAAACUUUCCAAGUACCGACUCGUACCCUGGUCGAGCGGUACCAACCCAUCCAUUCAAAUCACCACAUACAACAAUUCUUUCGUUUCCCCUAGCCAAAUCUAGAACUUCUCUUACAUUCUCCCAAAACUCCUCCAGCUCAGCCCUGGACGACUAAGCUACCGGCGCAUAAACAGCCAAAAGGAAUAACUUCGUCAGUCCAAAUUUAAAGCGAACCCAGAGAAGUCUUGAGUUCACAACCUUAUAUUCAGUCAUAACAUCGACCAACCGAGAAGACAGCAGCACCCCCACUCCCUGGCAGGCGGCUGCUUCCUUAAAAGUCAAAUCCUCAGGGGCCCAUCAGCUGAGUUUCGACGAGCAAACGUAGGUCGGGCCUCAAUGUGGCCACGUGGAAUCUCUCUAAUUACACUAAAAUAUAUGGGGGAGCGUUCUAUACUACGGCCAGUCGACCGGGAGGAAUCUAGACGGAGCUUACUUACCUAUAUCCAAGGCGAUUGGUCCCUCCGGAGUCAGUCUGGUCCCAUGUGUUUGUGUAGUGCAAGGGAAAUAAGGUGAUGUGAUGUGUAUCUGGGUGUGACUGAUGGCGAUUGAACCUAGACCUUGGCCGUCGGCAGCAGCCCGAGCGUCGACACCACUCCAACUUGAGGGGGCCUUCCGAGGCGUUGUCCACAGUCACUUUCCUCGUUCGUCACGAUGACAGUCAAUUCACUCUAUCUUACGAUUAACUAACUUACAGAAGCCACUAACUAUCGCUGAGUAUAAGGUUAACUCACAAAACGCACACGGAAUUUCCGGAUCAAAGGUCACUACCGUUUCGCGUAGCAACAGUUAGUUCUAGAAUAUCAGGCCGCACUAGCUAAUAUUGCCGAAUGCACUUAUGCAGAUUCUGAGUCAGACACCAUGAGUCCCUGGGAAGCUCUCCAGCAGGAAUGCGCGUCACAAAAUCCUAGACCGUAUAUUUACGGGCCGCGCCUAAUUAUUCCGAGUUCCCUAACAAAAAUUGACAGCGUGCAGACAUUAGCACAGCUAGCAGACGACUACUACCUUUACGCGUUCUCAGCCCACCGCUCGACCGACGUCAAAAACCGGUAUGGCCCAGAACCGCGCGCCCCCUAGACGUCGAUUCCGACAACAGCGUUUGGCGCGAACAGGUGGCAUCUAUAAUAUAAUCAGGUUAUUGGAGUUUAGACAUAAUAUUGCAAAGCUAUUGCCUUGUUUGUAGAAUGUGAAGGUAAAUAAUGUUUUCUUGUUAGAAAAAAGUGUUUAUAUUAGAUUGUCUAAUCUUUUUUAUAUAAAACCAAUGUACCUUUACUUUCCAUUUUGCUUAAAUGUCAUGUUACAUAUGCCGGUUACUUAAUAGGUGAAGUGAUGAAGUAAUUAUCUAUAAACUAAUAAUCGUUGAUUCGUGUUUUAGCGAAGUUACGAGAAUGCUUAUUUCUUAUACUUCGCUAAAACACGCCUACCUCUUAAAAAUAGACUAUUCUGCUUUACAUAACUACUUAACUAUUAAAUCGAUAUUUAGUUAAGAGCUGUUGAGAACUGUUUACAUACAUAAAGUUAAAAAUUAGUUAAUUACUCCGUCACUUACGUCCAUCAAUGUACCAACGGUUUUUCUAUGUACCAAUGUAGACAAGUAUGUAAUGUAAAUAAAAAUUAUGUAUUUCAAAAACCACUUUUAAUUGAAAAAUAGUUCCUUUUUUAUAUUAAAAUGAUUGCUAAUCGUUUCAAAAGUGGUUUUUGAAUGUAAAAUACCAUAAUUUACAAAUAACUUUGUGCUUUUGUUUUCGUUUUAAUUUACCAAUAUAUAUAUCAUUGAAACGAAAAACUACAAGCUGUAUCUAUCUACACGGUAUUUUACAUUCUUAAGCCAUUUUUGAAACGAAACAACCAAGACGCCAACU